Chelonoidis abingdonii (Abingdon island giant tortoise) is the source of this 10172-nucleotide messenger RNA. It is a transcript of the gene ST8SIA2, whose product is annotated as ST8 alpha-N-acetyl-neuraminide alpha-2,8-sialyltransferase 2. The record is from RefSeq and is a predicted model, not a curated record. Gene Ontology annotation, molecular function: alpha-N-acetylneuraminate alpha-2,8-sialyltransferase activity. Lineage: Eukaryota; Metazoa; Chordata; Testudines; Testudinidae. Gene Ontology annotation, biological process: oligosaccharide metabolic process; N-glycan processing.
AUGCAGCUGCCGUGCCGGAGCUGGGCGCUGGCGCUGCUCACCCUGCUCGUGGGCUUCCUCAUCUUCGUGGACAUCUCGGAGCUCGAGGAGGAGGAGACCGGGAAUUCUGGAGGCAGAGGUACAAUCAGAUCAUCUGUGAACAGCUUACAUAGCAAAUCUAAUAGAGCCGACGUAGUAAUAAAUGGCUCUUCAUCUCCAGCUGUUGUUGACAGAAGUAACGAAAGUAUUAAGCACAUUAAACCAGCUUCAUUCAGAUGGAGACACAACCAGACACUCUCUUUGAAGAUCAGGAAACAGAUCUUGAAGUUCCUGGAUGCAGAGAAGGACAUCUCGGUGCUGAAAGGGACCUUGAAGCCCGGAGACAUCAUCCACUACGUCUUUGACAGGGACAGCACCAUGAACGUCUCCCAGAACCUCUAUGAGCUACUGCCAAGGACGUCGCCCCUGAAGGGCAAGAACUUCCGGACCUGCGCCAUCGUGGGCAACUCGGGGAUCCUGCUGAACAGUGGCUGCGGGAGAGAGAUCGAUGCUCACAGCUUCAUAAUCAGAUGUAAUCUGGCCCCUGUUCAGGAAUAUGCCUGGGAUGUGGGGAUGAAGACAGACCUUGUGACUAUGAAUCCCUCUGUCAUCCAGCGUGCCUUCGAGGACCUGGUGAAUGAGACCUGGCGGGAGAAGCUGCUGCAGCGCCUCCACAACCUCAAUGGCAGCAUCCUCUGGAUCCCCGCAUUCAUGGCCAAAGGGGGCAAGGAGCGCGUGGAGUGGGUCAACGAGCUCAUCCUCAAGCACCGCAUCAAUGUCCGCACCGCCUACCCCUCGCUGCGCCUGCUGCACGCCGUCCGAGGGUACUGGCUAACAAACAAAGUGCACAUAAAACGACCAACCACUGGCCUGCUCAUGUACACCCUGGCCACCCGCUUCUGCAACAGGAUCUAUCUCUAUGGCUUCUGGCCUUUUCCCCGGGAUCAGAACCAGAACCCGGUCAAAUACCACUACUAUGACAGCCUGAAGUAUGGCUACACCUCCCAGGCCAGCCCUCACACCAUGCCCUUGGAGUUCAAAGCCCUAAAGACGCUGCACCAGCAAGGAGCCUUGAAACUGACUGUCGGAGUGUGCGGUGGGGCCACGUAAGACAGGCUUCUGUGGCUCACGUUCCUGCAGGCUAUACACCCGUGGGAGAAAGGGGGAGUGGGAGGAAAGGCUGAGCAGUGGCUAGUGGGGUUGGUUUUCUUUGUUAACGUGCAGAACAGUGACAAAAAUAUAUAUACGUGGUGCCUAUAUAUAUUGACCUGAGUAUUAUAACUGUUUGGUGUUCGGUGACAGACAAGUUACAGGAGAGUCAGAAGCUGCUGCCUGGGCUCGAGGCUUUGCCUGGGGCUGGUUAGGCUCAGAAAGAAGAUAGUUCUACAACGUCAAAAAUGCUUGAAGGUCACCUUCGUUCUUCAGAGUGCUUGAGGGUGAUGGAUAAACAUUAGGCCAUGUGUGUGACCGGUCCAAGGUGGGUAGUUAGGGUCUAUUUGGCCAAGAACCCAGGUACUGGCACUUCUCAGUAUUCUUGGCUUAGUGCUAAUAAUGGGGUUGUGGGGGGAGCGGGGAGGGAGCUUUUGUUUGUGGCUAAACAGCUGAGAGGUUGCCUGAGUGACUGGACAGGAACUGAGACAUGCAGCAGAGCGCCGUGGUCCCUUCUCUGCAGCAGAGCUACCUUACUGCCUCCCGGUGAAUGGCCCACGACAUCAUCCAGAUGGUCACCAGUUCAGAUCUAUCCCACGUGGUUUGGUGAGAAGGAUGCUGCAAUCAGAGCAGCCUGUUUGGAAAGACCACUGGACUCUGGACAGAGCCCUUGAGAUGCAGCGUGAGACUCACCCUAGUGACUGACUCCAGGAGACACCAGAGGGGGGUCUCAAAGGCAGGCUGAUUUGAAUGAUGUUUGCUGUCAAAGGAGUUCCAGGAGCAGGAGACAACACAGGGGCUAGUGAAGAUCAGACUGGGCUGAUGGUCUCAGAAGGACGCUGUGUUUGUUUUUUAAUUCUUCUCCUACACAACUAAGAGAAAAAGCAAAACCUCUGGAACGUACCAAGUGGGCAAACCAGUGCAGUCAGUGCUAAGUCUUACACUGUGCUGGAGUCAAAGGGACCCAGCAUCUGCCAGAGCUCAUGAAAACCAUAAGCACAUUGUAACUCUUGGUUCCCAAUCACUACCUGUUAAACAGCCGUUUCUCCUUCCUACUCCAAAAUUCAUAAUGGGCCUAAGUCUCAUCUAAGUAGAAAGCUCAAAAGUGAGGGUUUAAAAGGACCCUGUCAACAUUAAAUCAUACAAGUGACAUUCAUGUCUGAGCAGAGAACCACCUGUGGACUACUUAAGACCCAGCUAAUCUUUAUUUUGAAGACUUAGGUAGGACUUAAGUGCUACUGUAUAUAGCUAUCAAGCUGGCCCUCUGCACACGGGUGAAUUUCACCCAUAGUUUAAAUAAAUCAGUCCCUUCCCUGCGUUACUAUUACUGCUUACAGUAAAAUGAGUGACGUCGUUCUUAAAAAAACAAGUUUGCUUUCCACUUUUUUUAUUUGUUUGUUUGUCAGUGAGACUAGAUUGAUCUGGUUAGUCAAUUUCACUUCCCAUUUCUAUUCCAGUUUCCUUUCCUAACUCUCCUUUGGCAGCAGAAAGCAGUUGGUUUGGGGUACAAAGAAUACAGAAGGUUUAAUUUCAACUACAACAGUAACAAAGGGCAUUACAGAAUUUUGUCUUUAAUUGUGAAAGAGUUCCUGUUUGUAUUAGGUUUUUUGUUAUCUACAUGCCUACAUCGUGGGGUUAAACUACUUGACAUUGUCCCUGUGAAAUCUGAGUGCCGGCCUCCAUAACUUUUAAAAGAUAAAACUAUGUCAUGUUUAUGAACAAAAAAUUGCCAUGCCUGUAAGACUGUCUAGUCUACUAAUUAGUGUUCGACCUGAUUCACAUUAAGGUGCAGGUAGCCAUUAUGGAUUAACCUGCCUGUAGGAGAAGUUCCUUCCUAACCCAAGGAAAUUAUAUCCCUUUUUUUAUUUUUAGGCCCAGAUUUUUAAAUUCAUCUUGAUAUUCUGAGUAUACAUCCUACCUUGUACCUUAAUAUAAUUACUUGUAUUUUUUGAGAGAUGGGAAGAAAUUAAAAAGAAAGCAACAUCAAAAACCAAAUCUGUUUUAUGAUCAUGAGAGGCUUUACCCAACUGAGUAAUGAAUGGUCAUUCAAGACAGACCAUCUCCUCCGCCAUUUAUGCCCAGCUAGGAGGCCGUGGUGGCUAAAGGUGAAGCCACGGAUUCUGAACCUCAGCUCCUUACCUUCAGCGAGUGGCCCGAGGCCAGGUAUCGAUUGCUGUUACCAUCUCUUUUUUCAGAAAUAAAAUAAAUGGUGUGAUUUUUAUUUUUAAACUGAUUAGAAAAUAAAAAGCUGCAGUGCCAUACCUGGCACCCUUGUCUGUGCCAUGUCUGUGGCAGUAACACAGCCUGGUUUCCUUGCGGUGGAGAUGAGGGUCUUGGAAGGGAAAGUGAUCGCUUGCCUUGCUAAAAGGGAGGUGUGGCUAUUACGUAAAGGUCUUCCUGUGAGAUAUUUUAAAACACCUGCAAAGCCUCAAGAGGUCUAGCCAAGGGCAUUACAUAACAGGGGGCUUUUUAAAAAAAACAAAAUGCAUUUUUGUUUUCCUGGUCCACAUGUAACAGCUCCUGAGCUUGCUGUUUGGUUGAAUCAAAGCACAUGCCAGUUGUACACAAAGCGACUCAUCAGGCAGAGUAGCCCCGUGACACUGCUGCUCCUGGAAUGGACCCCAGCCAUUCACUCUUGAAACAAAAUGCAUUAAACCAGGGGUGAAAUUCUGCUCAUAUUUACUCCAUGGCAAAUCUCCCCAUUCUCUUCAGUGGGAUCAGGUUUAGUGGUUUAAAACAAUGACUCUGCUUUACACAAUAAUCACCUGCAACAAUCAUAUCUAGGUUCUGCCAGUUAUAAGUUAUUUGUGUGCACAAAAGGAUCUGGAAAGACUCCCAUUGGCUUUACUAGGUUUGGCCCUAAAGCCCCAUCCUGGGAAACAUUACUCAGGAUCUUGCCCCCUCUAGGCAGCUCUCACAUGACAUCUGAACAGUUGCCGGGCCAGCUCCAAUGGACAGCGGUAGCCAAUGAGUUGAAAAACUCACUGAAAACCUCUGUUACCAUCCCUGCUUUACCUAAAGGGCUAGGCCAACUGGCACAAUAACACCCCAGCACUGACCCAGCAUCUGAGCCUAGACAAGCCAAUACAGCAGGUUGGCUUUUUGUUAGAUGAUAUGGGAACGACUGAGUUUCACAUUUGCCUUCCCCUCUGCAAUGGCUGCUAUUAGAUGGAUGCAGUUUGGAUUUCUCAGUCAAAUGGGGUGUGGGGGCGUGGGUCUUAAUAAAUUCUUGCUGCUGCUGCUUGGAACUGCGCAGGAAGCCAUCACACCAGAUGUCACUGGGACCAACCUGCUCCAGGAGGCUGCUGCUUGAUAAAUUUCUUCAUGCCUAAUUAAGGCUCCUCUUCCAAAGAGAAUGAAACAAAAAGUUUAUUGAUGCUGCUCAGAUGGGAAUCCAGGCACGUGUGUUGCACGAUGAAUGUCCUUAAUAACCUCCCAAAUGACAGCAGCAGCUUCCCACACAGGCUGGCAUGCGCUCGCAUUCUACUCCUGGCUGUCUUUUCCCUUUUUCUCUCUUGCUCUCCAUCUCUGUCUGGUUCCAUAUGUGGGUCUGGCCCCCUUUUAUCUCUCAUCUCGCCCCCGCCCCAUGAAAAAGGACAUUUCAAACCUCUCUGCAACUUGUACCAGCAUUUUCUGUAAUAACCUGGAGUGGGUUUUUUUUACUAUGGCUAGUGUAAAAGUGAACACACUUUCUACAGACCAAAAUAAAAAACCCAGAACAGCUGCUAAAACGGAACGGAAGUGGCAAGUGCAUAGUGAAGGGUUUGUUACACGUCUCUAUGCUAGGAAAUGGAACUGGUGGCUCUUUGCGUUGUGUGAAAAAAUACUUCUUUUUGUUUGUUUUAAACCUGCUGCCUAUUCAUUUCAUUUGGUGGCCCCGAGUUCUAGUGUUAUGAGAAGGAGUAAAUAACACUUCCGUAUUUACUUUCUAUACUAGUUAUGAUUUUUAUAGACCUCUAUCAUCGCAUAUAAAAGCAAUUUAACACACUGCUUGUGUAGCCAGGACUAAACCAUUGUCAGCACUGUUACAGAAAGCUCAGUUGAUUGUUGGUUUCACCUGCACUAGAAGUGACACCAUUUCUCAGCCAUGGGGUUAAUUGCUGAGAUCAACUCUUAAUAAUGAGACAGUCUCCCAGUGUAGAUGGAGCAGGGCCUUAAUGGUACAAAAGAAAUACUCUCGCAUGGUAUUAGUGAAUGGUGCCAACCUCAUAGUGCUGGAGCAGCAAGUUCUCAGUCACCACGAGUGCAGCAGCACAAGGCAAAAGCUAUCCCAGCCCUGACCUCUAGCAAUGAAAGGGGACUUAGUGCUCUAUAAUCGUUCCAGUCCUUGGUGUCUGAGUUGAUGCCCCACAAGACAGCCAAUCAAAGCCAGCUGAGGUGGUGGUUUUCUGACCUUGAUCUUUCGGUACUUGGAAUUGAACUCACACCAUCAAAAUGCUUUUACAUAGACUGCCAAAAGGCCAGCAAAUGGUAACAAGUUUUGAGUGCUACUGACCUAGGCUGGAUUUGAAUUUGUGGUACAGAGAUGAAAGGCUCCAUAUCAUUUAACUACUCACUUGAGUUAUCCAGGCACCCUUAAAGCGGACUCUGGCAUGCCAGCCGUGCAGGAUUCCAGCUAACACUGCGCCCCGUGCUAGUCACUGCAAGAUGGGGGAGUGGUGGAAGAUGCACUGGUCUACAAGCAAGACUGUGCAGCCAGACCAUUUCAUGGUGUAAUGGUGUGUCAUCAGCCAAAGCCAUGUGGAUGGGUGUUGUAUCAUGAACAUUAUUGUGUGUCUUGCUGAUUUUUCCUCUUUUUCCAUACUUCAUGGCUCCCGUUUCCUCUGUCAUCUGUGUCUCAGACAAGGACUGCAGGAUUUGGAUGCAGUACCCCAAAGAGCUUUGCCCUCUCCAUAUAUUUGUCUUUCUCUCAGGCAUGUUGGUCUCUAUCACAGGCUGCCUGGCCCUUUAAGGCAAGCUGGGCUCAGCCUGGCCUGUGACCUAGCAACCAAGUGAUAAUUGGCCCUAGCUGGUGUUAGGGAGGUUUCAGGGGAAGGAGUUAAGGAAGGACUAUAUAAACAGAGCUGAGAAUUAACUGCUGUGGUGGGAAAAGUUUGUAAGCCUUAGCAGAUGGUUGUGCUAAAGGCCUGCCCCUGCCAAGUGGGAGAAGGGCUGGGGAGACAGGAGUUGGAGGGCUGAAGAAAAAAAUAGGCUGAAUAUUACAGAAGUCACUCUAGAAAAUGAGGAAGAAGAAGCUAGGAAUGAAGAAUGAGUGCAAAGUAGGAAAAAGAUGAGAAAUAUCAGAAGAAGUAGGGAAUGGGGAACAAAGAGUAGGGCAGAAUGCCAAAAUAUUGCAAUUGUCAAAUUGCUGGGUAAGGAAGUGGAGAUAGGUGACAUUAAUCCUUUGCAAAUAGCUAAAUGGAUUAGGAAAAUGUUAGGGCUAUAUCAAGAGCUGGAAUAUUACAGGGUGGAGGUUUAUUAGUGGAGUGUACUGGUGAGGAGCAGGCUGAGAAACUGCUUCAAACUAAAAUUCUUGGGGAAAAUAAAAAUGCAAUGCCAGCCCCAAAAAUUUCUGACAGAAACAAGUGGGGUAAUAUAUGGGGUCCCACUGGAAAUGAUGGAGGAUAAAAUUUAAAAAGGUAUAGGUGGGUCCAGGUGCUAUUCAUCAAGCAAUUAAUUAGUAGGAGGUGGGAGAGAAUAAACCAUCAACAGGUGUGCAAAUAACACUUGGAGGAAGGGUUUUACCUGAUGGGGUAAAGCUAGGAUAGCCUAUAUUUUGGACUAACCCAUACAUUCCUCAACCUUUGAGAUGCUACAAGUGCCCAAAAUUUGGCCAUGUGACAGAUGUGUAUAAAGGGAAACACAAGAUAUGGUAAAUGUGUAGAGGAGCAUUCAUAUGAACCUGUGGGGAUAAGAACAGUAGCUUAUGGAGGAUUCAUGGUAGCUAAACAGGCUAGGAAGAUGCAAAGAACCAGGAUUACCAACAAGAUAUCUUAUGCAGAAGCUGCUAAAGGGCAUUCAAAGUGACAGAUGGGGAUGGAGGAGAAAACCAAUAAGGGGAAGGAACCAUGGCUACAACACAAUGCUAUAAAGAAUAUGGUAAAUAAUAUAAGAGCAGUUGGGGAAGACUUAUUUGUAGACAAGGUGGAAUUUGUAGCAUUUAGGGUAGAAGUAAUCAACUGCACUUCACAAACAGAAAGAAUACAGAUAAUAAAAGCUGCAGGAAAGUAUUUGCAUGUUAAUGCAAUUUUGUGUGAGGGCAAUACUGCAGUUUAACUAAUAUAGUGCUAAAAGAAAUUGUGGGAAUGUGUGACACUUAAUACCACAUGGUCAGGAACUAAAGAAGACUCUUUUUGAAAUGAAGGACAAGCCUGAUGUUAUAAUGUAUACUGGAAACAUAUUUAAUGGAACUUUAAAAGACAACUUUUCCAAGAUAUGGUACUGUCAGAUAUGAUAGAGAAAGAACUUAUUUUCCUUUAUAAAUUAAUGUUGAAAUAAAUGUAAAGAAACUCAGUUUUGAGUACACUACUAUAGAGAUUCCAAUGCAGAAUAAAAACACUACUUUAAGGACCUAUAAAGAUUUGGAGUGCUCAAAAUUAAAAGAGCUCACUAGAGAAGUAAAAGGUCCAUAUAUUAUAUGUGGAGAUUUGAGUAGCCACAAUGAGUUAUGGGAAAGUGGGAAAUUGGAGCAAUAGCAAAUGUUUGGAAAAGUUUAUUGAUGAACACAAUCUGGGAAUACUAAAUAACAGCGAACCAACAAGGUUUAGCUCAGUUACUGGGUUCCUGUUCCCAUUUGGCACUGGGAAUUGCAACAAGCAAUAUAGCUAGUAAAUGUAACUGGUAAAUUAACUAGGAAGAGGGAAUGAGUAGUGAUCAUUUCCCUACAUUUAUGUACCAAGGCAAGGGUAAUAUUGAAGACACUGGAGGUACUCUUACUUGGAAUUUUAAAAGGACUGAUUGGGAGAUCUUCAGACGUAUGUGUGAUGAAUGCCUGAGUAAUAAGUAUGAAAGUGAUUAAUGUAGAGGAAUUUAGUGAUAGCACGAUAAAGGGAGUUGUGGCAGCAGCCAAAGUAGCUUUUCAUAAGGUAACAAAUUGCCCUAAAAUCAGAAACCCAGUUCUGUGGUGGAAUACGAGAUUGUAAUUUAAGAAGAAAUAAGGCAUAUAGAAAAGCUAAACUGGCAUGAACAGUGAGGACUGGACAAAAUAUGAAAGAAGAAAGGCAGUGGCACAAAAUUAAUAAGAGGACUAAACAAGAGUUGAAAGGAGUAUUAUGGGAAAAUUAAAAACAGAUACCAAGGUUCAGAGAUUUAUAAGCAAGUUAGGAAAAUGAAUAGAACAUUCAUAACAAGCAUGUUUAGCCCUGAUCCUAUUGAAGAGGAUCGAGUUAUACAUUCUAACAAAAGAAAGGCAGAAAUCCUAGCAGAAGUGUUCUGGAAAGUUAGUAUGGAGAAGAAUCAAAGUACAGAUUUUCAGGGGGUGGGGAGGAGAAAAUUUGAUCAAGAAAACUGAGAUCUUAAAUGGUUGGAGAAAUGAUGAUGAGAUACUGAACGAAAACUUCAAUAUGCAGGAACUCAGAAAAGUUAGACAAAAAUAAAAACACAGCCCCAAGUAAAGACAGUAUAUGUAAUAUAAUGCUUUCUUGAAUGCUGACCUGCAGGGAGUUUCAGGAUUUUAUUAAAAUUAUAUAAUAAUAUAUGAGAAGAAGUAAUACCAGUAGCAUGGAAGCAUCUGGUGAUAGUACCAAUAAGGAAGCCAGCCAAGUUACUUAUGAGAAUUGAUGCUUAUAGACCAAUUGUUUAUCAUAUCUUGUGUGGGUAAAGUUAUGAAAUGAGAAUGAUAAAUGAGAGGCUAGUUGCAUAGUUGGAAAAAAUGACAUCUUAAAUAAUGUGCAAAGUGGUUUUAGGGGAAGGAGAUCCAUGACUGAUCAUACUGUAAAAUUAGAAACAGGAAUACAAAAAAGUAUGAGGAACAAAGAGUAUAUAACUGUGUGGGGUUUGUGGACAUUGAAAAAGCAUGUGAUAUGUCAUGAAGGGAGGGUUUGUAUAAGUUGGUCAAGGUCGGGAUAAAAGGAAGAAUGUUUUGGUGACUAAGGCUGGUUGGUUGGUUUUUGGUUAGUUGGGGGGUUUUUUGAGUGAGAGAAGCAUACAGGUUAGAAUAAGGAAAGUCUUAUCAGGUAUCUACAAUAUUGUCAAUGACAUUCCUCAAUGGAGUGUUGUCAAUCCUACCUUGUUUAACAUUAUGAUAAAUGAUCUCCCAAAAAGUGUAAAGACCAGAAUGGGUAUUAUCUUAUUUGCAGAUGAUUGUGCUAUAUGGUUAAACGCAUGAGAAUUAAAGUGACUGGAGAAAGAAACCAAUGAAGCCCUCAGGGAGGUCUCAGGGUGGGGAGAUGAUUGUAAAUUUAAAUCCCCAAGCAUUAAAACAAAAGGAAUGGUCAUCUCUAGAAAAAAAAAUUAAAGAGAGGGCCAUAUAGAAAAUAUUACAGACAAACAGAAGAUAAGAUUAAUCUACUUUAAUGUAUUGCUGGGAUUAAUUGGGGAGCAGAUAAGGCAGUGCUGAUGAUGCUGUUUAAAGUGAUAAUAAGUCGAGUCCUAGAUUGUGGCUGUCAAGCCUUUAGCUCUGCAUCCGGGUUGAAGCUUAAAAAGUUAGAAUUAGUUCAAGUUCAAGCACUAUGAAUUGCAUGUAGUGCAUCUCUUAUGAUAUCUUUGUAUUGCUCAUGGAGAAAAACAUAUCAAUUUAAGAAUGAAAUGUUAGAUCUGACAUUUUGGGCUUAAGUCAAGGGAAACAGCACACACAAGAUAACUGAGCAAUUGAAUGUUGUGAUUUAAGCAGACAAAAUGUAGCCUGACACAAAAAACUCACUUACGCUUUUAGGGUUAAAAUGUGGGUAGAAGAGUUAAGUCAAAAGGAAGGGCUAGAAGAGAUUAAAAUUGAUAGUUAUUCGACAGUAAAUCAUACCAGGAAAAAGACCAAUGGCAUAUUGGGCUGUAUUAGUAGGAGCAUUGCCAGCAGAUUGAGGGAAGUGAUU